AAUUCAUUAGCGAGACGAGCUAAUUAAACCAGCUAACUCUCACGACGGCUGCGGAGCGAUGUUGUCUCUGUUUCUGACCGCUUUUAAAACCACAAACAUACGCCGAUGUGUCUUCACAUGACGUGAAGACAGCUUCCUCGUUGAGACAAGUGUCUGUUUAGUCUGUUUCUCACGAUUAAACGACGAUAACAGCGUACGCCACUUACGUAAAAGUUUACAGCGUUUUAAUGUGACGUCCAGCUAACGUCAAACGGUAGAUUCUUCAAGGACGUGUGUUAUCUCAAAUGAACAUAAAAUAAUAAUAAGGUCGUUCGUGCAGACGUUUCGAUCAGCAGGUAUGAGCCAGCCGCCCCGUUCAAACCGGGGACACCGGGACAGAAACGGAGACCACCGACACUACCGGGAUGACCGACGCUCAUCACCUGACAGGUCUUCGUCUCGACCUCCGUACUACCCCAGAGAAUCCAACGCUCCCCCCAAACAUGUGCGGGAGGUCCCUCGAGUGGAUCACCACGAGUCCAAAUGCACCCACAUUUGUUCCAGGAGAGGCAUCGUGUUGAUCUGCGCCGUACUGACCAACAGUCUGGUCUUGAUCUGCGUGGUCGCAGCUCAGAUGGUGACAUCAGGCAUGACCUCCAUGGGCGGGCUGGGCGGCUUCGACAUCAACUCCAACAUAAACCUGCAGGGCCCCGAGCUGCAGAGGGUACGAGACCUGGACAUGCAGUACAGCCAGAUGAGGGCGCCGGGCAUCUACGGCGGCAUCGCCUUCAGCCUGACCCUCGGGGUCGUCUCGCUGCUGUUUGUGGUGGCCGGGAACAAACCGCCCCACCUGAUGUCCCGCAAGCUUCUGUUCGGAGCGCUGGUGUUUCAGGCAGUGGGCGCAGUGGCGUAUGUGGUGGCCGUGGGGCUCUACCUGCACUUCGUCAUCGGGGUCAACUCCACAGAUGUGUGUAAAGAGCGCGAGAGGCUGUACGCGCGGAACGGCUACACCUGGAUGUCCUGCGAUGUGGGAGGGGCGGAUGCAGCCGUGGCUCUCUUUGGGCUCAUCACGGCCAUCCUGUACGCCGCCGGCACCGUGCUCACCGUCCAGACGAUCCGAAGAGUGAAGCGCUACCUGCAGGAGCGAAAACGCAGAGAGACGGAGGCCCGAGCCCGCCCACCGAGGUCCCCGCGGAGGGCAGAAACCACCUCCGUGUGAGGGAGAAACGCUGCUGUGUCACAGAUGAGUGGGCUGGCUGUGCCUUUUGGCUGGACUGGGGUUUGCUGGUAUCACAAAGCUGCCUCACUGCCUGAAGCAGGCCGUGUUCACAGCAUCACAUCCAGUCCUGAUCCCAUCUGCCCACUGACCACUCAGAUCACUGAGAAGAAUGCCUAAAUCAUCAUGCCUACAGGGUCCUGACGAGGCCAAAAAUACAGAGUUUACAAUAAUGUGACAGCUAAUCAAAAGCAAUGAAGACGUUUUUGCACGUCUUACGUCCCACAGAGCCCCAGAAAGACGCCCUUUUUUUCUUAGGUACUUUUGUGCUUCCUCACAUUAAGUUUUAUUUUGAUCCACAGAGGAAGAGCGUGGGUGAAUUAUAAGGUCUCAUGUAUUGCUUAGAGUUUCUGACACCCUUUGCUCUGUAUCCUGCAGCUAAUGUUAGGAGGGCUAGUGGAGGCCACUGACUGUAAAUGUUUAAAUGUGUGUGUCUGCAUGGCUCUGAGCUGCUGCUUCACCUGCUGCUGCUUCACUGGGUGGUUGUCGCUCCGCCUGUUGCUGUGAGCUGCUCUUGUUAGUGCAGUGAAUUGACAUGUUGCUGGCUGACCUUUGUGGUGAGGUUAAUAUUGAACUCGUGGUGUUUUAUAUUGGCACAACAUCUGUCAGAUCUGAUAGCCACUCAGAGUUCAAAGUGUCCGGCUGUAUGAUGUUGGUACUGUAAGGUAGUGCACCAGUAGCUCAGAGGAAAAGGGGCUGAAUUGUCAAAGAUGGAGGAAACCCUUUUUUUUUCACAACCACGUGUGGAAACAGACUUGCAAAAGAAGCUGCCUUUCCCUCCUGACAGGUUUGAUGCCUUUACACUCUUGUUCCGUCUCUGCAGCUCAGGACAACAUGAGUGUUUAAGCUUUUUAGACUCAAAGAGAUGAAAACUCUGUCACAGUAAAUUAUGAGUAGAACAUUUUUGAGUUUCUGCAUCGGUAAGCAGCCAUACUGUACUUGUUUUAAUGCAUCUCACACUGCGGUUGUGCAGUUUAAUUUACCCAUUUUACCUUUGUAAACAGUCAACGUUAAACACUCCACUCAUCCCUCUGAUGAUGCUGCGUCACCUUCUGAAUCAGUUAAUAAGCAGCCUCUUCAGAUUUAGGAUCAUCGCUGUUGGGCUCAGUGACGCCACGUCAAUCAAAGAGAGCCAGACUUCAAUUUAACUUUGCAUUUGAGUACAUCUUAAAGUGAACUGUUUGUAUGUUAACUCAUACAGGGAGUUCUACAAAUGUUUUUAAUGUGUGUACCGAUUUAAUUAAUUUGUUUUUAUACUGAAGUCUGAAGAUUUUGAUACUAAAACUGUGCAAGAACUCAAAUUAAACCUCCAUGAAUGUGA
Messenger RNA from Scatophagus argus, 2576 nucleotides. RefSeq lists its product as uncharacterized. The record is from RefSeq and is a predicted model, not a curated record. Gene Ontology annotation, cellular component: membrane. The transcript has 4 exons. Bases 338 to 1198 code for a protein of 286 amino acids. Lineage: Eukaryota; Metazoa; Chordata; Actinopteri; Scatophagidae.